GCGCCUGAAAUAUUGUGUCGAAGCACUGAGCGACAAAUGAAUCAGCGGAGGUUGAUAAAGUCGGAGUAGGUGCAGUUACGAUCGCUUGCCUUGCUUUGAACUGUUCAACGUUUUCGCCUGUGAAAGUGAAUUAAGCUUUAUUUAACGCAGUACAAUAUACGCGCGAAAAACAUUAGCAUUUGAAAUUAUUGCGUGAAUACGUGCAAAUUGUAUUCACUAUUCGAUGCUUCUGAAUUAUCUGGAAUAGUGGAUAAAACAACGCGGUGUCUAUUUGCUUGCUGUUUUCUUAUUAUAAGCGACACCGACUUUCCGAACUCCACGGUCAUGCCUCGUGGCGGCGGCGGUGGUGGUGGAGGUGGGCGUUCCCGGGGAUACGGCGCUCGUGGAAACGGCUCAUUUAUGACGGCCUAUUUAAAACUGCGAGCCGUCAACAAGGAACGGGUUGCCACUCGUCAGGAACGAGCCAAGAAAUCUACCACCUCCGAAACUAACGACGACUUCCAUCCACGUUCUGCACCGUCGCAGCAGAAUCAGCCGCGCACGGGCCAAGCAGCCAAAGCAGACGGCUGUCAGCGGGAAAUGCAGCAAUUUGCCGAAUGUCUGCAAAAGUACAAACUCGGCACCGACCAGUGUACAGCGCUCAGCCAGCUUCUCCAGCAAUGCCGUAUCCGCAAUGGCAUCAGAGCCUAACUAGAGCAACUGCAGUAAAGGUUCCGGGCACGGAAAUUUCUCAUGUUGUACUAAACCCUUAAUUAAGGUCUUGCAUGAGACGGAUUGCGGUCGAAGGCGUAAUUGCCUUUGUCGCGAAUAAAAUAA
This is a messenger RNA of Paramacrobiotus metropolitanus, 816 nucleotides long. RefSeq lists its product as uncharacterized. The coding region runs from base 325 to 690 and encodes 121 amino acids. Lineage: Eukaryota; Metazoa; Tardigrada; Eutardigrada; Parachela; Macrobiotidae. The transcript has 2 exons. The record is from RefSeq and is a predicted model, not a curated record.